ACGAAGAAGAGGUCUUCCUGCCUCACUUCCGUCUCAACAUGGCGGAGUAUGUACAGGUUUUUCGGAGGGCUUUGGCACAGUUAGGAGGUCACGGUGGAAUCCGUGGAGUUCUCGUUCAGUUAUUCAGAGUCAAUGAUCUGAAAACUGGAACGCUGGUCGGUGUUGACAAGUAUGGGAACAAGUAUUACGAGGACACUCGGAACUUCUUCGGACGCCACCGAUGGGUCAUCUACACUAAGGAAAUGAAUGGAAAGAACACCUUCUGGGAGGUGGAUGGGAGCAUGGUUCCAGCUGAGUGGCACCGAUGGCUUCACUGCAUGACGGAUGACCCGCCCACGACCCACCCCCCGGUACCCCGGAAGUUCUUAGCUGAAACCCACAAGUUUAACCUGAGCGGCACGUCCAAUCAGUAUGUCCCCUACUCCACCACCAGGAAGAAGAUCCACGAGUGGGUUCCACCCAAGGUCGGCGAUCAGUGACCCCCGGCUGACCCCCAGCUGACCCACGUGUAACCCUCUGUUACACUUGUCCAUAACUCUGUAAAUUAUGACUCUCGUGCACUCUGUGUGUUCUUAUAGUAAUAAAACCAAGAACAAAA
Megalops cyprinoides (Indo-Pacific tarpon) is the source of this 598-nucleotide messenger RNA. RefSeq names its product NADH:ubiquinone oxidoreductase subunit A12 (gene ndufa12). Gene Ontology annotation, cellular component: membrane. The record is from RefSeq and is a predicted model, not a curated record. Bases 39 to 479 code for a protein of 146 amino acids. The transcript is spliced from 4 exons. Gene Ontology annotation, biological process: response to oxidative stress; mitochondrial respiratory chain complex I assembly. NCBI's taxonomy places the organism in Eukaryota, Metazoa, Chordata, Actinopteri, Elopiformes, Megalopidae.